CCAAGCACCAUGUGAGCGUAUUUCCCGCUCCCCGUUAAUGGUUUCACAUACCACGUCGGUCCAUAUAUUCCUAAUAUGAUCAAAAUCUAGAGGAAUUAAUUCAUAUUUCAUAUUCAUAAUUCUGAUAAAUUAUGAAAUAAAAACCUGCUAUUCGAAGAUUUAUCUGAGCUGGACACGUACAUUUUAAUUAAAUUCAUCAGAUUUAAUAGCUGAGAUCAAAUAUUUUUAUCUGUUAAGAAAGGUACUCGUUUGCUAAGUGACCAAAUUCGAUUUCGCGGCCAGUUAUCAAGACAAUACACUUUAAUUGUAAAUUAAAGAACAUUUACCAUUGGGAAGUGAAUUUCUUCGCAUUUUAUUUCUUUUUAAAUUAUUUACAAAAUGUAAGGUGGUAUAGCGGGGAAAACUACAACGGUACUUACAUCAAGCUAGAACUCGGUAGUGGGGACACAAAUAUACUGUGAGCCAUACCAUCCUGCGGACUAUUAUUAACAAAUAGUAUUAAAAUUAUAUGUUUAAUCAUGUCUAGUAAACAGAAUGUUAAUGAAUGUACAAUAUAUACCCAAAUGAUGAACUUAAAAGUGAAAACACUUUUAAAUAUAUUUUUAUAUUCUAUAACGGGUCCAAUAAUUUUAUAUUGUUUCUUAUCCUUUUUAUACUACCAUGAAAACUUAAGAAAUACGCAAUUAAGUACGGCAGAAAUAAAAGAAAAGAAUCCAUUAUAUCGAGUAUACACGAAAAGUAACGAUACUGAAUAUUUAAAACAUGUAUUUCUUGUAUUGGAACGUUUGGGAUUUAAACAAACUAAUGAUGCAUUUAAUUGGGAUUUAUUGUGGGCACAUGACUACCCAUUUAGAAGUUUAAGUUCUAGCUUAAAGAAGUUAAAAGCUCAUCAACGUGUUAAUCAUAUUCCCGGUUGCGGAUAUAUUACUAAUAAGGUGGAUUUAUCAACCGCGGAAGGUCGCUACAUUUUACCAGCAUUUAAGAUACCAGAACAAAGCAACGAAUUUUUUUUGUAUGCUAAUCAGCAUCCAGAAAAGAUGUUUGUACAAAAAUCGAAUGAUCAUCGGGGUAUUAGCAUAAAAAAUGUGAGCGAUAUAAAUGUUACAGAAACUGGAUCUUUUGUACAAGAAUUUAUACAGCGACCAUUUCUCAUAGAUGGAUAUAAAUUUGAUAUUGGAAUAUACACCGUGAUCACCUCCGUUGAUCCCCUUAGAGUAUAUAUAUACAAAGGUGAUGUGCUCUUUAGAUUUUGUCCUGUAAAAUAUUAUCCAUUUGACCCUGAAGUUUUAGACAAAUACAUAGUUGGCGAUGAUUACUUGCCGAUUUGGAAUGUUCCAUCUUUGAAACAUUAUUAUACUAAAUUGAAGUUUUCAAUGAAAGAUUCGUUCGACGCAUAUGUACGUAUGCAAGCGAAAGAUCCUGAAAAAGUUUGGAGUGGUGUACGCGAAGCAAUCAGAGAAAUUACUUUGUCAAAAGAGAUUUAUAUUAAAGAAGCUAUAAAACGUUUCGGAAAUGGAAGAAAUUUUUUCGAGUUAAUUAGAGUCGAUUUUGCACUCGAUGAAAAUUUAAAUGUUUAUACCAUGGAGGCAAAUAUGUCUCCAAAUUUAUCUUCAGCGCAUUAUCUGCCAAACCAAUUACUUUACGAACAAGUUAUAUUUAACUUAUUUUCGUUAGUUGGUAUAGGGCAAAGAAUCAGGAAAGAUUCUUUGAAAAUAAGGAACAGAAUGGAGGAAGAAAUGGAAGUAGCUGAGAAGAAUAUAAUGGUUUUGCCAGAACUUUGCAUAGAAUGUAAUGACUGUUUUCGUGUAGAAUGUCAGUUAUGUAGCCCAUGUUUCACACCUGAAACUAAAUUGAUUUUAUCUCAAAGUUAUUUGGAAAAUCAGAAUAAAAUGGAUUUUCAAAGAAUCUUUCCACCUCCCAUAACAAAAGAUAUGAUAUUAAAAGAUUACGCAAUAAAAAAUCAAUUACUUGUCAGAUGGUAUCAAGGCAAGUGUGAAUUAGAUCAUUCAUGGUGUUCAUAACUACAUUUUUUAAAAAUUUAUUCCUUCAUAAAUAAGUACAAAAUAAACAAGGCCACUACAUGUAUAUAAAACAAUUUGCUCUACUGGCAAUGUACAAUUAUUAAUACAUAAUAUUUUGUAUAAAAU
This is a messenger RNA of Bombus huntii, 2147 nucleotides long. RefSeq names its product probable tubulin polyglutamylase ttll-15 (gene TTLL15). Lineage: Eukaryota; Metazoa; Arthropoda; Insecta; Hymenoptera; Apidae. The coding region runs from base 519 to 2021 and encodes 500 amino acids. The record is from RefSeq and is a predicted model, not a curated record. The transcript is spliced from 6 exons. Gene Ontology annotation, biological process: protein modification process.